AACCCUAUAUAAACUGUAGCAAGGAAGAGGAACCUGAAGAAAUACAGAAAAACAGAAAGGGAUUGUGUCCAUUGAACUUAGACGCGCUUACUGAAACCUAGCGUACUGAAACCUAACCCGGACGUGUUCCGGUUGAGAAAACAGGAUUGCAUAUGACCCGAUAAGUCCGAAGUUUCAAGUGUAGAAUUUGUUGUGGUUCUGAAAGAAACUCACAUCAAUCCAAAUUGAUCACUGCAGGAGUAGCAUGUGCUAGCUUCCAGGGUUUGUCUUGUUGAUUGCUCUUCGAUCAUUGCUGAAGAUUCUGUGCAAAAUGGAUUUGGUAGCUAGUUGCAAGGAAAAAUUGCAAUACUUUCGUUUGAAAGAGCUCAAAGAUGUGCUCACUCAAUUGGGACUCUCAAAACAGGGAAAGAAGCAGGAUCUUGUUGAUAGGAUAUUGUCUAUUCUUUCAGAGGACCAAGCUUGUUACUUUUUCCCAGUUUCUAAAUUGUGGAUCAAGAAGAAUGCAGUUGGAAAACAACGGGUGGCCAAAUUAGUGGAGGACACAUAUAGAAAAUUGCAGGUAUCCGGGGCCAUUGACCUGUCAUCGAAGGGACAGGGCUCUGAUAGCAGUAAUGUGAAAAUUAAAAAUGAAAUGGAGGAUUCCUUUCUAUCAGAUACUAAGAUUCGCUGUCUCUGUGGAAAUGUAUUGGAUACGGACCCAUUGGUCAAGUGUGCAGAUACAAGAUGUCAUGUGUCGCAGCACAUCAACUGUGUUGUUAUUCCAGAGAAACCUACGGAUGGAACCCCACAUGUUCCUGAUAAAUUCUACUGUGAAAUAUGUCGAGUUGAUCGGGCAGACCCGUUCUGUGUUUCAGUGACACACCUUUUGUUUCCGGUGAAGUUGACAACAACCAAUAUUCCCACUGAUGGGACCAGCCCAGUUCAGAGUGUGGAAAGAACGUUUCAACUCACUAAAGCAAACAAGGAGUUGGUAUCGAAACCAGAAUAUGAUGUUCAGGCUUGGUGUAUGCUUUUGAAUGACAAGGUUUCAUUCAGGAUGCAAUGGCCACAAUAUACGGAUUUAAAAGUCAAUGGUCUUCCUGUUCGUGCAAUUAACAGACCCGGUUCACAGGUGCUUGGGCCUAAUGGUCGUGACUCUGGUUCAGUUAUCACACCAUAUUCAAAGGAUGGAAUUAAUAGGAUUUCCUUGACAGUGGUGGAUGCUCGAGUAUUCUGUUUAGGGGUUCGAAUUAUUAAAAGGCUCACCAUGCCAGAGAUUCUAAGCAUGAUUCCAGAGGAGCGUAAUGGUGAGAGUUUUGAAGAUGCUCUUGCACGUGUUUGUUGUUGUGUUGGGGGUGGAAAUGCAAAUGAUAAUGCUGAUAGUGAUAGUGAUUUGGAAGUGGUUUCAGAUACUUUUAGCAUCAAUCUUCGUUGCCCAAUGAGUGGUUCAAGAAUGAAGAUUGCAGGAAGAUUCAAACCUUGUGUUCACAUGGGCUGUUUCGAUCUUGAAGUUUUUGUUGAAUUGAAUGAACGAUCAAGGAAGUGGCAGUGCCCCAUAUGCCUUAAAAAUUAUGCUUUGGAGAAUAUCAUCAUUGACCCUUACUUCAAUCGCAUCACUACUCUGAUGAAAAAUUGUGGAGAAGAGAUUACAGAGGUCGAGGUGAAGCCUGAUGGUUUUUGGCGUGUCAAAGUUAAGAAUGAAAGUGAACGUCGGGAGUUGGGAACUCUUGCUCAUUGGCACCGUCCUGAUGGAUCCCUCUUUGUCUCUACUGAUGAAAUCAAGAAAAUGGAAAAUUUAAAGCUCAAACAGGAAGGUGUUUCAGAUGGUCAUAUUGGUUUAAAACUUAGGAAGAAUAGUAACGGUGUUUGGGAAGUCAGCAAACCUGAGAAUACAAGCACCUCUUCUGGUAAUAAUAGAUUGAAUGAGGAUCUUGAAAAUAUUGAACAUGUUAUUAUUCCAAUGAGCAGCAGUGACACUGGAAGUGGCCGGGAUGAAGAUGAUCCAAGUGUAAAUCAGGGUGGUGGUGGGCAUAUUGAUUAUUCUACUACCAAUGGUAUUGAGAUUGAUUCUGUGUUUAACAGUAAAAUUGAUUCAGCAUAUGGAUAUUCUGUUUAUAAUGCUUCUGCUCCAAUUGGUGAUGCAGAAGUUAUUGUUAUUAGUGAUUCAGAAGAAGACAACGAUGUAUUGAUGUCUCCAACUCCUAUAACUGGGUACACCAAUAAUCAAACUAGUGCUGCAGUUGAUGUUUACUCGGUGCUAGAGCCUGGAAUUAUUGAUUCAUAUACGGAGGAUCCCAAUCCUGGUGGAAAUGCAAGUUUAGGAGUUUUUAAUAGUCAUCCCAGUGAAGAUGAUUUUGGGAUGUCCUCCCUCUGGCCAUUGCAAUCUGGAACUCCAGCAGUCCCAGGAUUCCAAUUAUUUAGUUCUGAAGUGGAGGAGGAUGUGUCAGAUACAUUGGUUGGUUUGCAGAGCGGUAACAUCAAUUGCUCAUCGUCACUGAAUGGUUAUAUGUUGGCCCCGGAUACUGCUUUGGGAUCUAGCACUCUUAUGCCAGAUUCCUCGGUGGUUCGACCUGAUGAUGAUUUAAAUGGUGGCUUGGUUGACAAUCCACUGGCAUUUCCCAGAGAAGAUCCCUCCCUUCAGAUUUUUCUCCCUACAAAACCAGCAGAAUCAUCCAUUCAGCAUGAAUUGAGUGAUCACGCGGACGUAUCAAAUGGUGUCUUCACGGAGGAUUGGAUCACUCUUAGUCUUGGAGGUGGUGCUAGUGGCCGUAACGGUGAUGCUUCCACUGCAACUGGAUUGAAUUCCAGACCGCAAAUUGCAUCUGGAGAAGGUGCCUCAAAUUCCUUGACAGAUACCGACACGAGACCACUGAGGUAUCUCAAAUGGUUGAGAGAUUCCAUGCCGGAAGAGGAUAGGAAGACGUUGGGAUGCUUGGAUGAAUUAUCUCACAGACUUCUUACUCGACAAAUUGUGAAAGUCUUCCUUUCCCCACAUUCCUUUGCCAGCAUGUUGGGAAUCAUGUCGCUAGUAGAAGCUAAGAUUGGAAUGAAGAAUGUCUUCUUUGACAUGAAGAAGAUUGCUAUUGAGAACAAGAAAAAAGAUGGUAGUCGUGGUACUAAAAAAGGUCCAAUAGUAGAAACAUAUCCACCACCCUGGCUACAACAAGGAGGCAGGGGGAUAAAGAGCAACAGAUCGACUAACCCUUGGGAGUAUGUUGUGACUUCUCGGUUUGACCAUAAAGACUAUGGAAGUCUUGUGGUGGACAACAUAGAUAUGCAGAAAAACAUAAGCAUAUCCCUAUCUGAGGAAGAGGCGCAUUUGGUUGCUCCUUUACUCCUUGGUAUCAAUGAUGUUAGAUCUGACAAGGCGAAUGGGAAAAGAUCUGAUUCAGAUAGCCCUUUCUCUUUUCCUCGCCAAAAACGUUCAAAACUGAAGAAAGUUGAGAAGCAUUUUUGGUCCUCAGGAAAUGGAAGAUGAUGUGGUGUGAGGCACCUCUGGUAUUAUUUUUCCAUUGGUGGUGAAGGUGUAGGCUGCAAAGUUUCUCAAUUUUUUAUGCUUGAUAUUCAAGUUGUCCAUAUGACAUAAUGAAAAAGGUCAGGGGCAUGCUUUUAUUCCCCAGUUUUCAGCCAGGAACUGAUGAUACUGGUAUAUAGUGCUGUAAAGAUUAUUGUAUCUGCAAUUUUGUUUCUGCUGAGAGUAAUUAAUCUGUAAAUGUUAAGCCAGCAGAUUUAAUAGUAAAACCAAAAGUAGUUUAAUCUUAUUCACACCCAGGUAGUCACCCAAUUUUGUAAAAUAUGAUUGCCAAUAUUUGUAAUAUAUUUAGGCAGUAAAGUUACCUCCUGGAUUGUAUAUCCUGGAGAGGAUAAA
This is a messenger RNA of Vigna radiata var. radiata (mung bean), 3847 nucleotides long. RefSeq names its product E3 SUMO-protein ligase SIZ1. The record is from RefSeq and is a predicted model, not a curated record. The coding region runs from base 311 to 3457 and encodes 1048 amino acids. The transcript is spliced from 20 exons. Gene Ontology annotation, molecular function: zinc ion binding; SUMO ligase activity. Gene Ontology annotation, biological process: protein sumoylation. Lineage: Eukaryota; Viridiplantae; Streptophyta; Magnoliopsida; Fabales; Fabaceae.